Thecamonas trahens ATCC 50062 is the source of this 1245-nucleotide messenger RNA. RefSeq lists its product as uncharacterized. The transcript has a single exon. The record is from RefSeq and is a predicted model, not a curated record. NCBI's taxonomy places the organism in Eukaryota, Apusomonadida, Apusomonadidae. Bases 1 to 1245 code for a protein of 414 amino acids.
AUGGAGUGGCUGGAGAACGAAGAGUAUGUGCGGCUGCUGCGGUUUGCGGUGGAAGGGAUGAGCGGGCUGGUGGAGCUCGACUCUGCGCCUGCCUUUCCGGAGGAGUUUGCUGGUCGCCCUGUGGUUGUCCGUGACGUGGAAUGCCGCCGGUUCCAUGGCCGCAAGCCGUUCCCUGACUCUGUUCCGUGGAAGUCGCCGCGGGGAUGGCGACAGCUGCGGGCCAUCAAGGAGCUUGACGUCCGCGUACAGUACCGAUCGCGGGCGGACGGGGCGUUCAAGCUCCGCCGCUACCGGCUCGGGACCGACGACUCGCUGGUCAUCCUCCACGUCGCCGCCGUCCUCCCGGCGGGCAUGACCGAGUUUGCUGCCCUCCGCACCUCGGUUGCUUCGACAGGCCUCCUCCCGCAUGGUCAGCCGCCGCUGCUCCCGACCUCGGUCUUCCUCGCUCCGUUUGCGCCGCUCGAGGCGCUGGCCCUCCACGGCCGCGCAGCGACGGCGAGCGAGCCACUGCUGCGCUCGCCUCGCGCAACCUUGGACGAUGGCACCAGUUGCCCGCUGUCGUCCAAACCCUACUCUUGCUCGGCGUCUGCUAUGGACGUCGAGCUGAGCAAGACAACAGACGAUGCGCUCUCUGUUGGCUGCAAUGGCCCGAGCCUCGACCUCGACGCCAUGCACUUGCUCUCUAACAGGUACGACUUUGAUCCGCUCGACUCGCUGGGGCCGUCGCCUAUGGCGUCGUUUGGAAGUCACCUCGGCGGCCUUGGCUCGCUCGGCGGCGGCUUUGGCGAUGUGUCAUGCACCGCAGCCCACAUGCCCGGCCCUGCGCUCUUCGCGCGCUCGGCCGGGACGUCGGACGAGGGCCUGGGCCUCGGCUCGCUCAUCACGCCAGUCGGUCUCGACGCCCCAGUCGCGCGGGACAUGGCUUUUCCCAUGGAUGAGGAACCGGCGCAAAACGCGUCAGCCACCCCAGACUUGCUCUCGGCACCCUACGCCAUCACCCGCAUUGAGCCCAUCGCCCGCCUUACCUUUGACUCGAACGGAGCAAGCCAAGGGAUGGGCACAGGCUCAGGGAAUGGCGCACGCCAGGUGGCUGCUGCCGCGCCGUCGGCUCUGCCUGCGGCCCAUUCUCCAGACUUUACUCCUCUCACGCCGCUCUCGUAUGCCGCAUUCCCCCCUCCGACCGCCAUGGACGAUCUGCCGUCGCCCGUCUACGAUGGCGGCUGCCACUUUUCCAUGGACUACUGA